Mugil cephalus (flathead mullet) is the source of this 3915-nucleotide messenger RNA. Its product is annotated as rap guanine nucleotide exchange factor 5-like. The transcript has 16 exons. Lineage: Eukaryota; Metazoa; Chordata; Actinopteri; Mugiliformes; Mugilidae. Gene Ontology annotation, cellular component: plasma membrane. Bases 408 to 2246 code for a protein of 612 amino acids. Gene Ontology annotation, biological process: positive regulation of GTPase activity; Ras protein signal transduction. The record is from RefSeq and is a predicted model, not a curated record. Gene Ontology annotation, molecular function: guanyl-nucleotide exchange factor activity.
CUCUCUCUCCGCUCCCCCUCCCCUUCUAGAUUCCCCUCCCUCUUUCACUAUCUGUUUCGGCGCUCUCCCUCACAUCAUUCUCCUCCGCUGUCUCUGCGGAUCACACACACUCACUCGGGCAUGCCCACAUCACAACUCUCUGCACAUUACUGACUGCAUUAAAUACAUAUAAGUAGGCAGCAUGGGGCUGUGAGGCAGAGCUCUGCCGUCAGCACCCGCCGGUUCAAGUAAUUCAAGAGGUUUGCGGCUGCGAACGUACCGGGGGACACCUCAGUGAUCUUGAGGGACUGACAGCAGCGGACUACGGGCUGUGGCAGCUGCAGGUGGACGGAUGGGCGGGUAGAGGGGUCGCGCAGCAGUAACCACGGCAACGCCGCCGGCGUAAGGGCACGGGGGACUCCGCGGGGAUGGGAUCUAGGCGACAGCAGCCCCCGAACCUGAGGCGGGACGAGGGCAGGCUGCUGCACGCCGCCCUGGUGGAGCAGGAGGAGGACGAGGACGACGAGGAGGGCUCCGAGGAGAGCGGCAGCGACAGCACCAGCCGGGCAGAGCCGGCGACGGUGCCCACCUUCGACGUCCCCUACUUCCGCUACAUAGACGACGAGGGGACCGAGGGAGAGGACGAGUGGAGCAGCAGCCGCUCCAUGUCCUCCAUGGAGGAGGACUCGUCCACUGACUCCGCUGUGUCUAACAGGUACAUGGUGGUGUCGGGGACUCCCGAGAAGAUCCUGGAGCACCUGCUGAACGAGCUGACGCCGGACGACGACCGAGGGACGGCGCAGGGCAAAGAGCCAGAUACACUCCUGGAUGACUUCCUGCUAACCUACCCAGUAUUCAUGUCUACCAGUGAUUUAUGCCAAGCUCUGCUGGGACACUAUUGCGCCAAGCGCCACAGAGGGAAGGAGGACAGGAAGGAGGCUCUGGAGAGGAAACAAAAACUCCUGCACCUGGUGUCGCAGUGGAUGUCACUCUGCAAAGGCUUCCUGAGAGACGACGAGCACGUCAAACUCUUCGUGAAGACUUUGUACCGCUACGUGGUGGACGAUCUUUACGAGCACCCCGCCCUGGAGAAGGACGUGGGGGAGCUGCAGAAAGUCUACCAGCUGCACCGCAGACACACGGUGGAUGAUUGUUCCCCGCAAAGAAAGGGCAAAGCACUUUUCCACCAAUUGAGCUUGAAAGAGAGCGGGCUGCAAUCCAGAGGUACGCAGAGGGACGCGAAGGAAGCGUUGUGUCAUGUGUAUAUCACCAUGGACUCUUACCUAAGCAUGAGGGCUCAUCCUGGGGUAGUGGCGCGGGAGCUGGUGCAGGCAGUCGCCGAAAGAAUGGAUGUUCCCCAGGGGGACCUUGUGCUGGUGGCCGUCACUUAUCCUGGAGGUAGACUCCUCCUGCAGCCUCAGGACAGAGUUUUCUCCAGUUCUUUGCGGUCGGUGGGGCGGCUGCACGUGUGCAGGAAGGACCUCGGUGAAGUCCUGAACCCGUUCCCAGACAACUCGGAGCUCCAACACAGGACGGCUCGCAUGCUGAGUUUAAACACGUGGGACGUGGCUGUUGCUCUGACAGACUUUGACUGGACAAUUUUUGACUCUAUGCACGAGCAAGAGCUGGUCUACUUCACCUUCAGUCGCCAUGCAAGCAGCCACCACACCAUGGCGUUAGAGCUGCUGCUGCAGCGCUGCAACGACGUCCAGCUGUGGGUGAUGACGGAGGUUCUGCUGUGUCCAACACUCUGCAAAAGAGUCCAACUCAUCAAGAAAUUCAUCAAGAUCGCAGCCCACUGUAAGGCACAGAGGAACCUCAACUGUUUCUUUGCCAUUAUAAUGGGCCUCAACACUGCAGCCGUCAGCCGCCUCAGUCAGACGUGGGAGAAAAUUCCUGGAAAAUUCAAAAGACUGUUUUCAGAGCUGGAGACGGUUACAGAUCCGUCGCUGAACCACAAGGCCUACAGAGACUCCUUCAAGAAGAUGAAGGCUCCAAAGAUUCCCUUUCUUCCUCUGCUACUCAAAGACAUGACGUUCAUUCACGAAGGCAACAAGACGUUCCACGACAACCUGGUCAAUUUUGAAAAGCUGCACAUGAUAGCAGACAUGGCGCGGCUCAUCCGGGAGUGUCAGAAAGAUCACAUGGGAAAUGGAAUCACCCAGAAAAGCAGCUCAGACGUGCGUGCCUACAUCGACUACCUUCACAUCAUCGACAAUCAGCAGACUCUGUUUGAACUGUCACACCGGCUGGAGCCUCGUGCUUAGAGGACACCUCGGACAUAUUCUUCCCGCCGUGGCAGCCACGCUGUCGGAUUGCCAAGGAAACAACCGAUCGCUGUCUCAUCUACGUCUCAGGUCCCAGUCAGCAAUCGCAGGAGCACUGCUCUGCCCCGGCCCGGCCACAGGAGGGAGCCAUUCAAUCAGGAGAGCGUCACCAGAGACGGAAACAAGCACCAGAAGACAAAAUAAGCGUUUGCAUUCAUCUAGAACAGUGCGACUGAUCGGGGAGGAGGGGCACUUGAAACUGAACCCUGUCGAAACUGCAUUUUAAAUCCAGCUUGUGCCGCAACAACAGCAGCAGAUUUGAGAAGCAGAUGUUUGGGUUCAAAACUGCUGCUGCUGUUCAUUUCUGGUCCUACAGAUGGCAGAGUUUGACAAGUGUAGAGCUGAAUGUUUAUAUAUAUAUAAAAGCUAGCAAACUGUCUAGUGCUUCUGUCUUAAAGAAGCCAGGGAAAAGAUCCCGCUCAUAAUUUUCCCUUAUGCUCCUUACGAAAACUUUUAACACAUCAGAAUGUGAGAUCAGAUCCCUCUGAUUUGGCCCUGGGUCAUUUUGAAUUUCCAGACAGUGUCAAAAGAUCUUGCAGCAGAGGCUGCUUCAUCUGAUUUGACCAAAGAACAGCUCAGCUAACAACGCUCUACGCCGUUCACGUGUGCCGCCUCUGCCGGAUGUAAGACCCUGAAGAAAUUCAGUACAGUUUAUGCACAACAAGCAGAUGUCUUUCAAAGUCAAGAUGGUGGAGAGAGUGAAAUAUUUUACGUUUCCAACAUAUUAUUUUCGACGCAGAAAUAAUUUCUUAUUGUACAGGAGUUUUAUUCUUUAACCAAAAAGUGCAGUGUAUUAGACGAGGCUUUACAUAGUACAGGUUGUAUCAGUGAGGGAGAAUAAUACACAAAAUACUGUAUUUUGUUAGUAUGUGAGUUGUAAUUACAUGUGUUAGCGGCAAAUCCCAUAGAAAUAUGAUAAUAAUGCCAAGUAAAGUGAUCUCCAUCUAGCUGAGUUGUUGACAAUCAAGCAGCAGACUCAUGCUGUUACAGUAUAUUUCUGUAUUGGUCUUUAGAGUUAGAGUAAAACAUGACACGAGAUUUUCUUCUCAGAUCAGAUCGUUUUGGUUUGUUGAGAUCAGGAAUUCGGAUCUUGACCAACACACGAAUAAAUGUUGCGUAGGAAAAAUACUAGCGAAAUAAAAAGCUACAGCACCUUCUGGACAAAAUAAGUAGAGCACAGUGUUUGUUCUCUGAAUAGGCGAAGUGAUCCUCACUUUUGUAGGCUUAAAUUAAAUAGGAGUUGUGAAGCAUUGUAGAGGGGAUGUUAAACUGCAUUUAGUGUCAACAUUUUAUUUGUAUAUGUUGGAUUUUAAAGCACACAGUCGUCGUGGAGACACCGUGCUUCGACAGUAUCCUUUUUAGAAUUUGAUUUUUAUCAACGAUGUACAGUUGACUCUGUUUAUACUGUGUAUAUAUGUUAAAAUUCUGCAUAUGAAUAUUUAUUUAUUUCAGAAUUAUUUAUUUUCUUUUUAGACAUUACUCAUCGUGUUUCUGUUGAAUGUUUUUUUUUUUUGUGUACGCACCGUUUUGGCUGGUCUGCAUGAUAUGUCAAACCAUGGACUGACCACCAGUGUCGACUGUGCAUGCAUUAAAGUAUUUUUCAUCAUCA